AUGUCACUUCCUUGCUCCUCAAGGUGGCUUACCUCUUUCCUUAUCAUCUUCUCCAUUUUCUUCACCUCUGCAGUGGUGUACUCCAUUGCUAGCUCUUCUAUCUACACCAAAGAGAAAGAACUGACCUUCAAGAAGGCCAUCAUGACCGUCGUCCCUAAGGUUUGGAAGCACCUCAUGGACACAUUCCUAUGGAGCUUCAUCGAUGACUCCAUUUACAAUGUUGUUGUGGUGGUUCUCUUGGUACUUACUCCCUCCGCUGUCAAUCCUGGAACCAACGCCGGGACAGCACUUCUGUCCCUUCUUCUCGUCCCCUACCUGGGUGGGGUUGUUUAUAUCAAUAUUGUGUGGCAAUUGGCUUUGGUGAUUUAUGUUUUAGAAGAUUUCAAUGGUAUUGAGGCCUUGACCAAGAGCGACGCCUUGAUUAAGGGGAUGAAGGUUGUGUAUAAGAUCAUCCUUAAUCUGGUUAUCCUAUUUAUAUUGAUACAGCACACUGUUUGGGUUUGA
Messenger RNA from Macadamia integrifolia, 504 nucleotides. RefSeq lists its product as uncharacterized. Bases 1 to 504 code for a protein of 167 amino acids. The transcript has a single exon. The record is from RefSeq and is a predicted model, not a curated record. Lineage: Eukaryota; Viridiplantae; Streptophyta; Magnoliopsida; Proteales; Proteaceae.